Molecule: messenger RNA, 1516 nt
Organism: Bactrocera oleae (olive fruit fly)
Lineage: Eukaryota; Metazoa; Arthropoda; Insecta; Diptera; Tephritidae
Product: probable serine hydrolase
Molecular function (GO): catalytic activity
Source: RefSeq, a predicted model, not a curated record
UCAAUAAUGAGUAGCAAAGUUAAUGUAAUUGAUUUCUUAAUAUAAAUUUACUGUUAUGAUUACAGUUAUUUUAUCAAUUUUGGAUAGCAGCCCUUAAUGGGUUAAUUGUUCAAAAGCUUUGAUUUUAAACUUUUGUUCAUUUGUAUGACGAUUAAUUGAAUGCGCGCUCUCUAGGUUAAAAUAUAUUACUCUUAUCUCACAUAGUUCUCUAAAAAUUAAAAUAUACAUUUUGUCUGAUUCUCAAUUUAAUUUGAUAGUUUUUUCUGAGUAUUCGGUUGAUUGUAAUUAGUUGCUUGUUACCAACGAAACUUGUCGGGAUAAUUUUUUUUAUUGUUAGGGUUUCUUUAAAUUUCAAUAAAAUCAAUCCUUUUUUAUAAAACGAAGAAAAGCUGCAAUGUUUACAGAGAUACAGAUCCCAGUACCAUGGGGUCACAUAUCCGGACUUUGGUAUGGCGAUCAGUCGAUCCAACCGCUCAUCGCGUUACAUGGUUGGCUUGAUAACUCUGGUACCUUUGCUAAAUUGGCGCCGCUGCUCGUCGAAGCAGCCGGCAGUGUGCUCUGCAUUGAUUUACCUGGACAUGGUCACUCUUCGCAUCUACCUGCUGGAAUAAUAUAUCAUAGCUUUGAAUUUGUACGCGUACUAAUACGUUUAAUGAAGGCAUAUAAUUGGUCUAAAAUAUCACUGAUGGGCCACUCUAUGGGUGGCGCCGUCGCUUUUUACUUUGCUUCCCUAUAUCCAAGCAAAGUCGAUGUGCUAAUCAGCAUUGAUGUGGUCGUAAGACGUUUUAUCAAACCAGAUUUAACUGUAGAGAUGAUACGCUACUUAAUGAUCAAGGCAUUACGCGACAAUCAACGCCUCGUCGAUGAAACAGCAUCCGAUGAACCACCAAGCUAUACGUUUGCUGAAUGUGAGCGUUUGCUUUACGAGGGUUCUGGCCAUUCGAUAUUUCCGGAAAACUGUAAAUACAUUUUAGAGCGUAACAUAAGUAAAUCACGAAAAUUUUCCGAUAGAUAUUACUUUUCACGCGACACACGCCUCAAGCACUUAUUCGAUAUGCAUGCCCAGGAGCCGUUCGCCAAAGCCAUGGUUAUGCGUAUUUGUGCGGCAAAGCUGCCUCAUAUGAUCUUAAGGGGUGGUGCUUCAAGCAAUAUUGGUUCGGACACAAUGAAGUUAAUAGGUUUGCUGAGUGAGCAUAAUCCGAACUUCGAAACACAUCUAAUUGCUGACGGCUUACAUCAUUUCCAUCUGAACCAGCCUGAACUUGUUGCGAAAUUGAUCAUACCGUUUUUGAAGCGGUAUCGUCCACUACCGCUCGGCAAUGGAGCACAGUCGAAUAUUGGCAGUGAGCUGCGGCCAAAGGCUAAAAUGUAAACUUGAAUUCGCGGCUUUUAGUUUAAUUUAUAUUUAAAGUUUGUAGUUCAGAUAUUAAAACAUCUAUUAAAUUUGUUUAAUGUUUGUUGUAGCUCAUACACUGUUGAGAAAAAGUAUACGUCACAUUCGGGAUCUGUAAUUAAA